AUGUUGGCGAUUAUCUUUGUUGUUGUCUUUGUAGUAGAGGCUGCAUUGAUCAUCCUUGGAAACGCCUUCACCAUCUUUGUUUUCUCAACUCCGACUCGGACAUCGCAUAUAAGAAGAACUUGCUAUCUCUUGAUAAAUCUCGCCGUUGCUGACUUACUUGUGGGUAUUACAGAGCCCAUAAUUCUGGGGAUGGAAAAGUACCAUCAGAUGACGGCGACAACGUCAAAUCCGAGGGGAAUUAACGAAACAAACCCACUGAGGGGAAAACGAGAAAAUGGUCUACCACGAGCAAUGCAACUUUUUGCAUCAAGUGCAUCGGUGUUUUUUCUCGCUCUGAUUUCCCUCGAGCGCGCUUUUGCCGUGUUGAAACCGUUGCGUCAUCGUGUUGUUAGCACUCGCGUUUACAUCUACAGUAUUGUCGUCGUAUGGGCUGUAGGAAUUUUCAUAUUUGGUCUGAUGGCUCUUUCCUUUUAUUACCCAAAGCUGGAGAAGGAGACUGUUCAUGUUGUUGCACAUUGUUGCCUUUUUAUCUGUUUUGUGAUGAUUUGUGCGAGCUACCUCAAAAUACGAACACGAUUGAGCAGCACUGCACCCGAAGUAGCCGUUGUCAACCGCCGUCAAACUGCUGAGUAUAACUUACGACUUUCAAGGACUCUCUUCGUGGUGAUCGCUUUGUCGCUUCUGUUUUGGCUGCCAGCGUUUGCUGUUUACAUAGGUAGGGACAUCUGCAAGAGGUGUUUUCACCCAUACGUGAUAUGGACGGUCAAUGUUUUCCAUCUUGCCAAUUCUUUGGUUAAUCCAUUCGUGUACAGCUUUAGGAUGCCGGUAUUCAAAGAAGCCUUGGAGAAAUUGUCGAGAAGACAAAGGAACUUUAUCCGAACAAGAAAUAUCCAGGCUACAAGUCUGGCUUUGAGUCCAUCUUUUACUCCAAGGAUGAAUCACACCGGUUUCUCGGCUGCUGCAACAUGUGGGGGUUCUCAGUUAAAGCUCUUUACGGAAAGUGGAGAUCAGCUUAUUACAGCGAGUUCACCGAAGCUUCCACCUGCAGUCAGCGCUGCUUGCAAUGGCGCAAGACAAGCAACUACUUAAUAAUUCCUUCCAACAAAGUACCUUCUCUGGCCCAUGGAAAUUGGCGGAAGUCGUCCCUAUACCUAAAGGGGGAUACCCAGAGGUACCAGCUAUUAAGAGACCAAUUUCACUAUUGCCUAUCUUGUCAAAGGUAAUUGAGAGGCUUACAGAAGAAAUAACAAAUUGUCAGUUCAUCAAACUGGCAAAAAGAAAUGUAUACAUUUCUACAGAAACUUCCCUAGCAUAUGUCACUCAUCAACUUUUGAAAGCAGUUGUAUCGUUAGUAGUAUUAUUGGAUAUGUAAAAAGCAUUUGAUAGUCUUGAUCACAACUAUCGUCUUACUAAGUUGCGCAGAUAUGGCCUGAUGUAGCCAACCGUUCCCUGGUUUUUUAGCUAUCUAUCAUUUAGAAAGCAGAGGGUCGAAGGGGUUCGCUACAAAGAUUUCAUCUCAGAAAUACUUCCCAUAUAACAUAGGGUACCCCAGGGCUCAAUUCUGGGUCCAAUUUUAUCCACCAUCUAUUUUGGUGAUCUUGUUAAUGAAAUUAGCGCUAGUCAAGCCAAAACGUAUGUUGAUAAUUGUCUAAUGUUUUUCAAGUUUAAGGUAUCAGAUUCAGCUAAUGCCAUCUCAGCUGCGAACAAUGAUUUAACUGGUAUUAGUGAAUGGUGCCCUCAUCAUUCGUUUCUUAUCAAUCCCCAAGGUUAUUAGUCGUUGUAAGUUUACCCCAACUCACCAGUCAGUUACCUGCUAUAUCGCUUAUAGUACUAGGUAAAACUAUCUCCCCGGUUCUAGUUCGCAACGGAUUUUGGGCUAUACUUAGAUCAAAGUGUCAAUUAUAGCAUCCAUAUAACUCAGACAAGUUCCGCUUGUUUUCAUCCGUUGGUAAAGGUAAAUAGAAUUAAGCACCUCUCGGACAGAAAGUCACUCAUAUUACUUGUAACUAGCUUUGUCUUUAGCAAGUUAGUUUAUUGUUCCUUUGUAUAGGGAAACACAGUUAAAUCAAACAUGCAUAAGCUGCAAUUAGUGCAGAAUUUCGCUGCUAGGAUUGUUUUAUGAAAGAAAUUUGACCAUAUUUCAGAGGGUCGUAGAUCUCUGUAAUGGCUGUAUGUUUCCGAGAGGAUUUUAUUCAAUGAUUUAGUUUUAGUAUUUUAAUGUCUAAAUGGUCUAGCACUAAGUUAAUUCACGGUGGGCACGUGUGACAUCUAAAACGCUCACCUGAAAAAUCCACUUGAAAAUUUGCAACAAUAUAGAGCUCACAAUUCCCUAAAAUCGUAUGUUUUUUGUUUUUCAGAUUUUGGCAUUUUUGGCCGGAAAAUGACGUCACAAAGUUUCCGCCAAAUUUUGUUUUUAGUAUUUUAGGAUAUAUAAUGAUGGGUUCUGAAAGAACUUACCACAAGGUUAUCAAAAGUGAAAAAUGUUUUGAAAUAUGCCUAUCCACUCAAAAGAUAUAGCGUUUUGAAAUUUGAAUUUCCCGCCAUUUUUUUACUAUUUUUAGUAACGACAUGGCGGAAAAUUGGCUGGCGCGACCUUUAUCAGCCGUGAGAAGCAGAAUAGUGUUAUCCUCCUUGAGGGCUUGUUUCUUGUCUUUAGUUACGUUAGUCUUAGGUGGCCGUGCCUUUUGGAGAAGAUUAUUUUAAUAAUCUUCUGUUAAAACUGUUAAAACAGUUCUCCUGACUGAGUUAGCUUGUUCUGUGUGAAGUGGUCUUAUAGCAGACUCGACUUUGGCAACUAUCUCAGUGGCUGGGAUACUAGUUGGAGUUAAUGCGAAAUUUAACCUUUCUGCAGUAGCGCAACCUCAGUGUCGCUUAAGGACCUUGAGGAUAAACUGAUAACCGAUUUGUUCUUGUCAAUACAAGGUGUAUCAGUCGGCGAAGCAGAGGACAUUGUCGGUCUUUGGUCUUAUUAAAGACUCGCUCGGUGUUGCAACUGAUCUUUUCAAGUAUAUCCUUGGACGAAAGAGCAGAUGUCAUGAGCUCCGUUUACUGGGCCAAAUGAAAACAACUGGGUGUGGAAGAAAAUGGCUAUGAGCCUGUGCUCAUUGCCUCUUUAUUCAAAUAUGCAUUUUCAACAAACUGUUCGAAACAUUAUCUGGCCCAGUAAAUGUGAGGGCACAGAAAACGCAAACAACAAAACGAAGAACAUUAAGCUACAUAGUCAAGAAAUGUGGCAGAAAAAACACGUCUUAAAGGGGCUAUGUCACCCAACACGCAUGCGCGAGCCAAUGAAAACAAAUUUGAAAAAGACGGCCCAACUUUUUCAAGUUGUGUCGGAGAUUGUGGAAGGCUGUUUUUAUCUGUCUAAAUCUCAGCCAUCGUUCGAUAGUUAGCGAAGUUUGUAUUAAGAAUCGUUCUAUGGUGAUUACAGAACAAUUUUUUGGCGUUAUUUUAAAAUUGUUUGCCUGUGGAAUGUUUUUACGUGGAUUUGCUGUGUCCUCUUAUCAGCGGGCGUUGUAAUGGCAGAGUUAAUGACGGCUACACCACAAUGAGUGAUGGAAUCUUUGAUGGAAGUUUUCCCUAUAGUUCACAGGACCUUUCUAUUGCUGGCUCUUGGAUUUUUCUUGUGCUCAAAGUAUGUGGACAUAUAAUGAAGCGGCUAUCGAGUUGGCGGUGGCCGUCUUUUGUAAACGAUUACAAGAGCAUCAGGCCAUGAGUUUCGUGACCAAACUAAACUCCUGGCGAAGGAAACAUUCUAAAAUUCGGCUAGAUUCCUUCUUGUAUUUAUCUCGAUUCACGGCAAAGAUAAACAAGACCGUUUGCUCGUCCAGAUUGUUCUCAACGGACUUAGAGAGGCACCUUAGUACGGGUUAGAUCCUGUAAAUGCCAUGUUUUUGAACUGUUUGUGUUCGAGCAUAAUUUUGGAAAAUAGCAGAGUUUACUUUCCCUUUUUAUCAACGGACUGCUUAUAGUGGAGUAGUAUACCAAUGAUGCUGGGUUCUGUUUUUCUCGACGUCGCAGUGAUUCGGCACGAUCGAACAAUUUUGCGCGAUAAUGUAUGUUUCCCUAAGAUCAAAACAAAGACUUGCUCUAUUGUUCUAUCAGCAUCUAAAUUAUAAAAUCAAUAGCGACAGACAAGUCUAAUUGUUAAUGAUUUGAAACAGUCUUGGUCUUUAUCUUCGGUCUAGCGUCUUUUGUAGCUCGUUUAUAAAAUACAACUUCCAUUUAUUUUGUUGAAUAAGACAAUAUGUUGUUGUUGAAUUUUUGUUUGCGCUCUAUUUUAUGAAUGGCAUGCGUUUUUACUUCAAAACUACAAGUAAAAUUGUCGUCACAAUUUUAUUCUUGAUCUAGCAUAACCAGAGAAGAAACGUUCCAUAAAUUCUAUCGAAAUAUCCCUGAUCUAAACUCAUUUCGCUUGUUAACCUCUCUAAAUUCGGAACCUUGGACGUGACAGAGAACAUGAAGAAAGUCACGCGUUUAAAACAAUAGAAUUUUGACAGUUGAAAGUAAUUUGCAUAACCUCAGAGCGCACAUGGAGAAAGUCACGCGUUAAAAACAAUAGAACUUUGACAGUUGAAAGUAAUUUGCAUAACCUCAGAGCGCAUGCUCUCCAGCUGACAUAGCCCCUUUAAUCCCCUGCUGAACCGAGACGAAUGACUCAUACAGGAACGUGUUGAACAUAUGAUGAAUGCUAAACUGCAGAGGGGGGAUAUCCUAACAUAAUUACCUGCUCCCCACGCCCAGACCAACUGGGAAUACUUUAGUAAUUACAAUAGGAGGCAAAAAGGCAUAAAAAUCCUAUUUGCAAGCAAAUAUUUCCUUUUUUGUAGUGAGCUCUGCAGCUGUUUUCGCAUCUCCCUCAGUUCUCUGAGUCAAACGUAUUCUUUCUCGUAGCAACCUAAAGAAUGCUAGUUCGGCUACUCUGCGAGCGCCUUUAGUCGGUAUUAGUGACCGGACCCGAAAGUCUCUUGGAACAAUGCGGUUCUUAACAGACCUUAUCAGAAAGACCCUAUGAAGAGCUGCAGUGUGCGGUCGAAACGUCGCGAUCAAUAUCAAAGUGACAAUCGUGAGACAAACGAUAAAACUAAACCUUUUAUCAUUGCAUUUUUUCUCUCGUUUGACUUUGGCUGUGAAAAAAGAGAAGUUCUAAAGAAAACGGAGUUGUCGGUAUCACUUUUAAUAAGGUUUUACGCGAGGUAUGUUCAUCUUGUUUUAGCCUUCCAAACGGAAGCCAGCUAAAAAAAACAAAAAGAAGGGAAACAAGGUUUCGAAACAAUUCAAUCACACUACUUUCUGCAUUGAAUGAAAAGGGCUUUUGUUUUACAUCUUUCAUUGAAUUGUUAUUCAUGUUUUGGUUGUCAGUCAAAAAUUCUGCAUUGUGCUAGCGGCUUUUGUUUCUUUCGUAGACUGAGUUAUUCCAGCGAAGUUGCCUGAUUUUCCCCAAACUUGACAGACUCGUAACUCUCCUAGCAAUCAAUUCGAUUUCAACUUUCUGCUCUCAAUUUCAACUUUUUGCACUGUUUGGGAUUAAUUGACGUGCUCUCGACCAAUGAGCAUGCCAAAAUGUUUGCAUGUAUUUUAUUAGUAAUGGUUAUAGGACUGAGUGGAGUACAAUUCAAGGAGUAAUCGGGUGAGAAAUUUUUCAAGUCGGCCGAGCGCUUAAGGCCGAUCUGAAAUUACGAGUCCGAUUACUCCUGAAUUAAAUUACACGAAGUCCUAUCACCAAUUCUUUGUGUCAAUAACAAAAUGCGAGAAUCUCAGAUUAGAUAAAGAAGUUCCUACUCAUGCAAUCUAUUUAUUAAAUAGACAAUUAAAUAAUCUUUUCUUAAAAACCUUGAGGUCUGUUCGUUUGUAAAUGAGACAAAGAACCCUCAACCGAAAUUAAAUCUAGAGCGGUUCUGCCGUACAUCAAAGUUUUAUCUGAAACACUUAGUCGUUGCCUACAGCAGCAUGGCGUACGAUCUGUUUUCAAAUCCGACGCUACACUAAGAUUGCAGUUAGUACGACUUAAGGAUCCUGUGUAUCCACGAAAAUAAGAUUGACUUAUGUAUCAGAUUCCUUGUGAAUGCGGCAAAGUACAUAUUGGCGAAACUGGAAGGUGCAUGCAUGAACGGAUUAAGCAGCACGAUAGGGAUAUACUGCUUUCACGAACUCAAACUUCCGCCGUUUCUGAACACGUCAAUAAGAACGGGCAUUAUCCACUCUGGGACGAGGUUACGUUUAUUUACCGAGACCCUCACUGGUACUCUCGUAGAGUGAAGGAGGCUAUCCACAUAACACUUCACCCUAACAACCUGUAUCAAAAAGGACAACAUGUCAACCGAUCUCUACCACAGCGGACCGCUGAGGGAUCAGUUUCUUCCUCUCACAAUACUGACCAACGAUGCUUUGGACCGAAACCCACCAACCAUGAGCGAGGUUUGUGAUACACCAAUCACUAACAACCACAGUGGUACAAAUAGUGCGACUCAGUAAAUCGACACUAUCGCCUGAUGAAGAUCUGAAAUCGUGAGACAAACGACAAAACUAAACCCUUUAUACACAUUAUCCACGAUAAUUAAUAUCUUUCAUGAAAAAUGCUAUGAUCAUUCUAACUCACCUGAGACACAACUCCUGAAAGCUAACAAGAAGCUGUGGGAGCGUAUAUUUGGGCGUCGUUACACUAGGCGUAUGUGAAAUUUUUGUUAAAAGUGUAUUAGGGAUGUGUGAGUAGUGCAGUAGCAUUGUAUAAUUUACGGGUUGGUGGAAGGCAUGGAGUUAUAUUGGACGUGAAUUGGUAAGAUAAUGGCUGUAGUUUGUUAAUCAGUAAAACUGGUUUCUCAUAGAAUUUGAUAUAAAGUAAAAAAAAAUGUUUGGAAGGUAAAAGUGAUUUUAGGUGUUGCAGUGAGGUAGUUGUGGGAGACUGGGAGUGCUAAUUUGGUUAUGAAGAGAUACAGGGCGGGGGGGGGACCAACUUCCCAAACAUUCUCUCUUAAAAGAAAUCAAACGAUGUUCUCACAACUUGCAAGGCGAUCAUCAAGGGUCUUGCCAGCGGAUUUGUGUAGUGAUCACACGCAUUACGUCAUAAACUAAAGAUCAAAGGUUUUGAGAAGGAACAAAAUCAUGGUGGUCGAAGGCGGGGUUGUUUCUCACUAUUAUAUUUUGGUAAUUUGCAACUAAAUUGAUUUUAUAUAGUGUAUGUUUUGCUUCGAUUUUUUUCUUUUUAACUAUUUUCCUCCGCAGAGUUUGGAACAUGCAACCUAUAGCUGCGUAUAGCUAAAACAACCGCCGAAGAAUUAAGAUAUCGAUUAAUGUUUCGCCGAGAACCUAAGGAAAAGUAAGGUCGCUUCAAGGUACAGAGCUUUUAAUUUGUUUAUUCGGGUCGUUAGAAUUGUAACUUUGAAUUUAAGGUUUUGACUGAUCGGAAUAAAAGAAGUGAAAUAUUAUCACCGUUGUGAAGUGUGAAUCUGUUUAUUCAGGUAUGUAAGUUCAUAUUUAUAAAGCUCUCUUGAAUAGACUUAAUUUCGAUAAAUUUGACAAUUUCUCCAGUAAUUUUUAUCGGCAUCAUAUCUUCUAUAAUAUUCUCCUCACCCAGCAAAAUACCUAUAAUUUCGAUCAAUAGCCAAGCGCGUUGUUAUCGGUUAAGAAUCUACAAGGUUGCAAUGGGUGUAGCUUGCGUUUUGGAAUUUCCAUUCCAACGGAAAGAUAUUAUACGCGAGAAAAACAAAGAGGCAUGAUAUUAUUUUUUCAAGUAUUGAAUUAUUUUCUCUGCUGGUUCGCUUUUGUUUACUUUGAGAAAAAUACACUGCAGUUAUCCUCUGACCACCUCGGAAGGUGAGCGCUUUGCAUGUUGUGAGAACAUGGUUUCUCGUGGUCCCAGACCUCGUCUUCACCCUCCUCCCCCGUGGUAGUUACAGUCUGAUGUAAUGAAGUGGUGGUUGUGAAAGAUCUUAUCAAUAGUCGAAAACAUACUUGUACUCAUUUUAAAAGUUGUUAGGAUUUUUGUUUAGGAUUGUCUUUCGGCUAUUUUUGAUAAUAUUUGUAUCGAGAAAACGCCUACGUGGAUAAGGGAAACUUAAGAUCAUUUAAUUUGGAGAAGGGGGUAUGAAGAUGUUUGGGGGGACUGAAAUUUUGGGUGUGUGGGUUCGGGGAACUUUGAAACAUCGGUGAGGUCAAAGGGGCUUGGCUCUUCAUCGGUUUGUAAAAAAAAACUAAAAUUAAAAAAUAAAUAAACGAAUGAUAGCCUUACUUAUGAUUGAAGAUAAAUGUAACUUAGUUACAAUAGAUAAAAAGAAAAUUUAUAGCUAAGGGUUUUUUAAACUUAACACAGUAAAAUUCACGGAUAAAAAGCAACGUUUCGACCGAUCUUCAGUCAUUUUCAAGAAAGUAAAAAAUUAAAAGAAUUAGCAUAUAUAUGUGUAAGGUAUAAAAUGUAUUAAGAACUAUAAAAAAUGUUGAAAAUGUAAAAAAGUUAAGAAAAAGUUAAGUCAAACAGAACAACAAUAGAAUAUGAUUAGAAGAGCUAUUUAAAAACUUUUGCACGAGGUGUGUCUGAUUGUUGAGACCAGGUCUCAGGUCAUUAAAUUUCAAUGUACAAUCAGACACUUCAUGCAAAAGUUUUUUAAAUAGCUCUUUUAAUUAGAUUCUAUUGUUGUUCUUUUUCUGCAUGCUUUACUUUAUUCUUUUGUACAUUUUUAACAUUUUUUAUAGUUCUUAACAUAUUGUGUCGAUAGGUUUUGCCCUUCCAAGCACAAAUCGGGGAAAUAAGCGUUAAGAGAAUCCGAGCGACUUCGGCGUAAGAACAACAAGGGGAAAACUAACUCUGCAACUCGCUUGGCUAGCGGGAAAGGAACUCGUCACUAUUCCAAGGUACAGGAUCUGCUACAACUGGAAACAGGACAGGAAUCAAACUUGGACUUCAACAGUUUAAUCUUCAGCUCGUGAACGUAAAUCAUACAGUCAAGUAAAUCCGCAAUGUGCAUCGAAAAACAGGAAUAACAGUGCUCUAUUUAUACUAACCGAUCAACUUAUUACAACAUCACAAAACAAAUGGAAAGAAGGCUGAAUAAAAUCAGCUGAGCAGCGACAACAAAGCUGGAUAAAUUCAGUUUUAAGAAAACUUGUGUUUUUCUGGCACUAAUCAGAAGCCAGAACGGCGGCGACCGUUUGGAACUGGUCUGGUAAGACAUUGUCCCCAGGGGCUCUUCUAUCCGUCCUUUACUUUUCUUCGUGCCAUAUUUUCCCGCCCAUUUAGACUUUCCCUUGCCCCCACACUAUGCCCCUGGGUCUCUGAGGAUGGCAUCUUCCCAGAAAAAGUAAAAAGCUGAAGAUAUAUUAUGUUUUGGCUUAAUUUUACCCUUGGUUCAACUUUUAUUUUCCUCUUUGUUUAAACUCAUGUCAUUACCAUAUUCAAAAAAAGAGGAAAAUUUAAACCAAGGAUAAAUUGAUACUAUAACAUAUGCAAGAUACGCGAUUUUAAAACUACAAUCUGAAAUGUUGUACUCGACCUCCUUUCCCCUUUCCCCUCAAAGUUGGCCUCGAACUUGGACAAGUCCACCAAAAAACCAUUUCAAAACAACAUUGGGAGAGACAAAGACAGGUGUCAGAGCAGUGUGAUCAAAGUUGAGUGUCAUCGAUUGUAGCUUGCUGAUGGAAUAUUUUCUUUAAAGAUGCACAAUUGAGCUCAUUCAAAUUAGUAUUAAAUAAAUAUGUUUCUUGAAUACCAGAAUCCCACUUCAUUUGGCAACACCGAUGUCAUUCAUGUCUGUUGAAGCUACCUUAAAAUUUUAAGGAGCUCGUGUUUGGUGUUGAAUAUAGAGUGUCGGUUAGUGAGAAAGUUAAUUAGUUGUGACUGGGACUAAACCAUUAGGGACCUCACUGUGGAAAUCUUAAUCUGAGGCCACAGCUCUUUUACAACCAAAUGUGAAUUUUUGUGCAAGACACUCACUUCACCAGCAAAUGUGAUGAUCAGCUCAGCAUCGUCAUGAAUAAGUAAAUCUUUAAAAACGAAGUUAUCAACGCUGCUGUUUUCUUUGCAAGUGCAGCAAAGUUACUGCAUGUCAAACCAAACGGAAACUGAGUUUUAUUCGUCGACAAUAUAAUAGAGAAAUUAUAUACACAAAAAGUUUGAAUAAUAAAAUGUCAGUACGGCACGGUUUUUUGAACGAAUUUAGCUGGUGUUUAACAAAACCGCGUUCCAAGGUAUUUUCAUGCCCGAUUGGCUUGUGAACAGGACCCUCCGAAGGGCUAUGGAAGGAAGGUGUGUACCCUAAUACAGACAAGAAAUCGUCUAGAAUAUCUCAGUGCUUAAAACAAAUACUAGUAUAAGAUAGUUCAAACACGCCAUCAGAGCGGUUUAGACGUCCUUAACGGUCUCGCCCUAGCAUUAUUAGUUAUUCAAAAAGCGUUGUUUCGAUCGUCCUAAUCAUUGCGGCCUUUUUUCGCCUGUCGUGAAAAAUUAUGAUACCCAAAAUUGAAGGCAAGGCUGAUAGGACAGCCACGAAUGAGUGAUUUAUUUGCCCAAAAUUAGUUUUGCCUAACCGAAAUAUUGGGAAAAUAAAUAACCCAUCAACUGGGCGUUAUUUUAUUAUAUUGCUGAUCCGCCUGAUCUAGUCCAGGAUCCGGCUUUCCCUCGCUACAGUUUGUCCACAGUGAUCCUUUCUAGAACUGUUCGCUAAAAAUUAUGAUGUUUCAUUAGGGUUUUCCGAUUUAGCGGAAGUUUGAGCCAUUUUUCCGAGAUGUGAAAUUGAUUCCAUUAUACUGUAAAAGGUCAUCUCGAUUUUUUUCGUUAUAAGUAAAUUUUUGCAUGAUGUCAUUGUGUAUGCAAAAUAUCUGGCUCGUAAAAGGAUAAAUGAGCACAAACAUGCUUGGUAAUUUUUUUUUUUUUUACAACAAGAGGAUUCGUUUGCAGUAUUUGCGUCUAGCAGUCGCAUUUGGCCGAUACGCAUAUGCUGCAAAUAAAUUCACCCCCGGUGCUAACGGUUUUUAAAAGUCGUUUAAAAAAGAUAAGGCGUAUACGCUAACAAGGGAAAAAGUAAACAAUCCUACUUUUGUUUACUGAAUGAUAUCCUGGGCAGGGAGGGAGUCUCUCACGAUAUCUCAUUUUUCUUCAUUAACCUGCGAUCAGGCGGACCUUAGAUUUUCCCGUUUUCUUUGGGAGGCUUGAUCGAAGGUUAUUUUUAUAUUUGCUACGUCAAACGUAAAUAGGAAUCGUUUUCAUUGUCUCAUCGAGUGCCAUAUAAAUACGAUAAUCAUGAGAAACAGAAAAGGAACAUUAUUUUAUAUCAUUCUCCUCUCCCACAAAUUGGGAAAGACGGCGGAAAGUCUCCAGGCAUCGUAUCUCGCAAUUUCGUCUGCUUGUGGAUAUCUAAUGGACUCUAUGCAUUUUGUGGGUAGCUAGGGUGAGGGUUGAAAACUAUGGAAAAAGCUCAGUAAAUUAUACAAAGGGCAGAAUGUGCAAUCAUAGUUAUUGGUGCAAUGAGUUGCCACUAAGUUGCGGGAUUGCAGAAGAAAGCCUCAUGUAUGACAACUUUUUAAAUAACAAAAGAAUAAGCAGCACAUAUGUUACAUGCUUAUUCUUUUGAAAAACACACAUUUCAAGCUCGUUCAAAAUGGAGGUUUAAACAAAUUAGGCUGAAUGCCUGCUUAGUUUUGAUGGUAGAAAGAAUAGGGUGAAAACCUUCUUCCCACGUAUACGCUCCGUAUAAAAACCCAGCAUUAGAAACAUCAUCGCUUUUCAUACUUCUACACCUUUGUUUCUGAGAGUGCAAAGCGCGAAUUUCACCGUGUAUUGUGAUUUUUGCUUGCAAUAUUUACGUGCCGUGAUUUGUUGGGCCUGAAAAGGAAUAUUUCAAUUUUUCUUGUCUUUUUCAGACUCAGACUCUAAAGAGUUGGCCAUGGAAAUUACUUCCUUGAAUCCUGAUUUUCUUGGUGAAUCGAAUUAUAUGUAACUUUUCAAGAAUAAUAUAAAGUUGAGCGCUACAUUUGGUCUCGUGAAGUGCAAGUUAUAAACAACUCAGCAAUUUACUUACAUAUGGUCGGCGUUAAAUGAAUUUCAUGUACAGAAAGGCUAGAAAUUGAACUCAUUUGAAACUGGCUAGUUCCACUUCCGCAGAACUUCCGCUAAAUCGGAAAACCCUAUUUACAGUCAGCAUUUCUGACGCUCGUUGAUAAUUGAAAAUGGUACUGAUUAUGAUUAUGACAAACAAUCGGAAAUGAGGCAUCGGUGACAGGGCAUGUCUUAGACUCCCCUUCGUAUUUUUCGUUCUUAUGACAUGUCGUCACCCAACGACAUAAUUUUCUUUAUCUCGUUACUCCAAAAAAAUUGAAAGUCAAAAGGAUAAUUUUAAGAAAACGGCUAAGGAUGUUUUGAAUAUCAAUAUUAUUAUCGAUUUUUUUUUACACGUGUCAAAAAAACAUCCCGAUAAAUGUAACAUUCAAAACUUUUUAUUCUUUCUUUUUAUUUUCAUUGGAGGAAAAAAAGGAACAAUAGAGUAAACUCAAACGUAAUCUAUCAAAUUUUCGCCUUGGCAUGAUUUAUCAGGCAAUUUAAAUCGGAAAUGUGAGGACAUGAUAUUACUAUAAGAGGCACCUAACAUUCUCUCUUUAACUCUUUCUGCUCCGUUGACAGGUGAACUUAAAACUGUUUCUUUAUACCCAUACGAUUGGAGAGAGAUCACACUAGAUGAAGUGCUACAGCGAGCAUUAAGAGGGCUGUUGGUGACUGAGCAAGACAUUAUUCAUUAGGUCAAACAACCAUUGAAGGAAAUUUGAAUAUACAGUACAUGUAUACAACACCGCCAAGUUGCAUAUCAAUAUCACCAGCAUCAUUGUUGAAAGAAGACAAAAAAAAAGAUAAGAAAAAGAAAAGACGCAGUUGGGUGUGUUACCAGCUGAACGUUACGAAUACUUUAAUUGACUUGAACUAUAACGUUGCAGUGGUGUGAUAUCGCAAUGUGUCGCGGAUACUGAUGAGAUAGAGUAAGGAAAAUGUUGGCAAACCACGUGGCGAUCAUCUUCGUUGUUGUCUAUGUAGUGGAGGUUGCAUUGAUCAUCCUUGGAAACGCCUUCACCAUCUUUGUUUUCUCAACUUUGACUCGGACAUCGCACAUAAAAAGAACUUGUUAUCUCUUGAUAAAUCUGGCCGUUGCUGACCUAUUUGUGGGUAUUACAGAGCCCAUAAUUCUAGGGACGAGCAAGUUCCAUAAAAUGACGGCGACAACGUCAAACCUGAAGCCCCUGAAGGCAAGAAGAGAACCUGAUCUACCAGGAGCAAUGCAACUUUUUGCAUUAAGUGUAUCAGUGUUUUUUCUGGCCCUCAUUUCGCUCGAGCGCGCUUUUGCCGUGUUAAAACCGUUGCGUCAUCGUGUUGCUAGCACUCGCAUUUACAUCUACAGUAUUGUCGUCGUAUGGGCCGUAAGAAUUUUCAUAUUUGGUCUGUUGGCUCUUAUCUAUCAUAUCGACCAAAAGAUGGAGAUGAAGACUCUUCAUGUUGCUGUACAUUUGUGCCUUUUCAUUCCUCUUCUGGUGAUUUGUGCGAGCUACCUCAAAAUACGAGCACGAUUGAGCAGCACUGCACCCGAAGUAGCCGUUGUCAACAUCCGUCAAACCACUAAGCACAACGCACGACUUUCAAGGACUCUCUUCGUGGUGAUCGCUUUGUCGCUUCUGUUUUGGCUGCCAGCGGUUGCUCUUUACACAGGUAUGCACAUCUGCCACUGUAGUUUUCACCCAUACAUGAUGUGGACAGUCAAUGCUUUACUUCUUGCCAAUUCUUUGGUUAACCCAUUCGUGUACAGCUUUAGGAUGCCGGUAUUCAAAGAAGCGUUGGAGAAAUUGUGGUUGAGAAAG
Molecule: messenger RNA, 13827 nt
Organism: Porites lobata
Lineage: Eukaryota; Metazoa; Cnidaria; Anthozoa; Scleractinia; Poritidae
Source: the annotation of a GenBank genome assembly